AUGCUUUCGAAUAGCUUUGCUUGCUCUCUACACCAGUGUCACCAAUUUAAUGCCCACUCCUAUCUUCCCUCACUCUUUCUUCUCACUCCUCGCUUCUCGUCCCCUUGCUCUCCUUUCCUCACCCCACUCGUCCUGUCUCCUCUCUCCUCGUCCAUCCCCUCUCUCCUUACUCUCUUCAAUUCCACCUCUCCUCUCUUGUCUCACCCCCGGGGGCACAUCAUCCCAAUCAUCCACCCUCACUCUCCUCUCUCCUUUAUGCCGAAUGCCAUGCCCUUCCCUGCUGUGCCUCAUGCUGUCCCUGCUCCCAUCUCUGUCUCUCCAUCCCUCCAAGCUCUCUUCUUUCCUUGUCUUUUUUUCCUCCCUGCUCUCUUCCCUGCUCCUUUUUACCUCCCUGUCCUCCCACUGUGCCUUCCCCUUCUCCUGCUUCCCUCCGCAUGCUCCUCUUCAUCCUUCCCUCUUCUCCCCUCUUCGCCCCUCACUCUCAUACCUCCCUCAUCGUCUCUCCUCUUCCUUUCAACCGCUUUUCCUCUCUCACGAUCCUCCUCCCCUCUGCCGCGCCCAUCAUCCCCACGCCGCCUCUCCCGACUGCCUCCAUCUGACCUCCCUCGCCUCUCCUCCCUUCUUCCCCCAUGCUCCUCUUCGCUGUCAGAAGUCCCUCUACGCCCUCUCCUUCCAUCGUCCACCCUCACUGUUUUGACACCUCUCCUCUCCCUCAUCAUUUCCUCCUCAUGCUCUCUAUCCAUUUCCUCACCUCUCCUUCCCCACUUCUUCCUUCCCUCCUCAGCUUCCUUCACAAUCUUCUCGUCCUCUUUCCGCUGGCUUCCUUUCUCCCCAUCCCUCUCCCUCCGCACACCCCCCCUCCCCUCUUUCACCUCCCCACCGUGCUCCACUCUUCCCUCUUCUCCUUCCGCAUCCCACCUCCUCUUCCUCUCUCUCUGUCCGCCCCUCUUUGGACUCGCACCACGUGCAGCUCCGUCCUCUCCUCCACCUCCUCUCCCCUCUCUCCCUGCAGUCACACGUGCAGCAAUCGCCUGA
Messenger RNA from Closterium sp. Naga37s-1, 1035 nucleotides. Lineage: Eukaryota; Viridiplantae; Streptophyta; Zygnematophyceae; Desmidiales; Closteriaceae. The record is from the annotation of a GenBank genome assembly.